Ramularia collo-cygni is the source of this 1158-nucleotide messenger RNA. RefSeq lists its product as uncharacterized. The record is from RefSeq and is a predicted model, not a curated record. The transcript has a single exon. Lineage: Eukaryota; Fungi; Ascomycota; Dothideomycetes; Mycosphaerellales; Mycosphaerellaceae. The coding region runs from base 1 to 1158 and encodes 385 amino acids.
AUGUCGCGGAUUACCGACUCGGACGCGGGCUCGGAGAUGGAAACGGAAAUGGACAUCCAAGGCGACAACACGACCAACUCUACACUUCCAUCGACCGACGCGCAGCCGCUGCCCGCCAGUGUCGCCCAUUCGCUGCUGUUCGAGCUGCCACGUGAAAUCAGAGAGAAGAUCUUUAGUCUGCUGCUGGCCAUCCCCGAGGACCGUAAUAUCGAAUGGCCCACGCCGUACAAGAGGCGACCCUACCACAUCCAUCCCGCUAUCUUGCGCACCUGUAAGAUCGUGCUGAGUGAAGCGGCGCCGCUGCUCUACACGUUGAACACUUUCGAAUGGACACACCCGUCCGACGCAAAUAUCUUUGUCCGUGCCUUUGCGUCGCCCAUCUGCGGACGACUGAUCACACGCGUCCGGCUGGAUCUCAAGGCCACUGACAUGCGUCUAUGGAUGCCCUACCUGACCUCCACCGAUGAGGUUCGCAGCCUGAGGGCCGACUUCCCCAACAUGCGCGAGCUGAGUCUGCGCUAUCAGAGUGUCAAAUGGAUGCACAAUCGCUCGCCAGAGGACAACCUCAAGGUCUGGAGCGAGGACAACAAAUUGGAGGAAAUGAUGCGUGGCCUGCGGAGUGUAUUUCCUUCCAAGAUCCAUGAUGACAUACAUGACUACGACGAUAUGGGUAUCGGCGACCAGGAAUUCAGGGACUAUCUUCAGCAAAAUCCUGUCAACYUUGACGAUGUCAACGAAACGAGAGAGUUCCGGACAAGGCUGCAUGCAGCUCACAAGAUCCACCAUGCGGAGAAGAUGCGCGUUGCGCGGGAACAUGCCGCUGCUUUGAGGAAGCGAUACGUCUCUGUCCCGGUCAUUCGUGUGACCUGCGCCUGUCGGGUUCCGGAGGCGCAUUUCACCUACUUGACCUCUCCUUCCGCCGCAACUGCUCGGUCGACGAUUUUAGCUCAAUUGCAGUCAGAGCCACCUCUUCCCGUUCAAGAAGGCGAGGCUUUCCGCGGGUUCACGGCCGUUGAUUUUCACAAUUAUAUACAGAGGGAGAUCGAGCCAGAUGUCGGUACCGUUGGGGUUGCGCUGACGCCCUUCACCGAUAAACAUGGCGUUCUUCUCGCGCUGGAGAUAGACUACAAUGAGCCGAAGAUCGUUCGGAUUGAUUAG